Pseudophryne corroboree (corroboree frog) is the source of this 906-nucleotide messenger RNA. RefSeq names its product phospholipid scramblase 2-like. The record is from RefSeq and is a predicted model, not a curated record. Bases 1 to 906 code for a protein of 301 amino acids. The transcript has 7 exons. NCBI's taxonomy places the organism in Eukaryota, Metazoa, Chordata, Amphibia, Anura, Myobatrachidae.
AUGGAACCCAUCCAUACCCAACCUCAGUGGCAAAAUCAUUCCACGCCUGCCUACCAGGACCAGCUGCUCAAGCCCACCGUAGUGGUACCUCUGGGGUUGCAGUACCUUGUAGAGGUGGAGGAGGUUAUACUGAAGAACAAAGUUUUCCAGACCAACGCUGGCCAGAUCCUCUUCUCUGUAUAUCGGGUGGCAGAGUGCUGUGGGCCAGGCCUGAACCUGAGACUCAGAGACCCGUACAAGAGAGAGGUGGUGUCGAUGUACCUGGUCUCCAGUGGCGGAUGCUGCGGAGGAGAAACAUAUCUGAGGAUGGAGACUCAUCCCACCCGCCCCAUAGGGUUUGUCUCUAUUGGCAACACGUCUAGAGAGCUGAACGUCUCAAUCCAGACGGAGAAUCGGGAUCCUGUGUUCUCAGCACGGAUGCCCAUCUACCUGGACUCAAGCUGUGACCAUACUAUUGAGAUACUCAGUGUAAGUGGGAAUCACCCUGUGGCCAUAAUACGGAAAGAGAAAGAGAGCAGAUCGUCACAGGUCAUCUUCCAGUUUCCCUUGAACUUGGAAGUUAAACUUAAAGCUGUAAUCCUGGGUGCAUUCCUGUACAUGACUUACCAAGUCACCCAACUGACCACCAGCAGCAGCAGUUCUACAGCCGAUGACAGUUGGUGGGCCACUACCACCGAAAUGCCAUUUGGUAAUGAUAUAGGUGGUGGUAGUAAUUGGGGCAAUGAUAGUGGGCAUUGUGGAGGCCUGCGGCCAUUAUUGUCUAUUUCUGCAAACUUCACCACUCCGGGGUUCCCUCCAAAAACCAGCUAUGGACGUCACCAUGACAGUUCCUGGUCAUCUGACCUUCCUGGGCCCAAUCCAGAAUCACUUCCUCGUCAUGUGAAUCCCUCAUCCAGUCAGCUGUGA